Molecule: messenger RNA, 3049 nt
Organism: Epinephelus moara (kelp grouper)
Lineage: Eukaryota; Metazoa; Chordata; Actinopteri; Perciformes; Serranidae
Product: SLAIN motif-containing protein 1-like
Exons: 9
Coding region: 140-2068 (642 amino acids)
Biological process (GO): positive regulation of microtubule polymerization; cytoplasmic microtubule organization; microtubule nucleation
Cellular component (GO): microtubule plus-end
Source: RefSeq, a predicted model, not a curated record
CUAGACAGAUUACUACCGCUACAGGAAUACAGAAAUCAGUCUGAGGGCGACGGGUGAGCCGGGAGCGCCGCAGCCGCAGCAGCUUGGCCGCACCUGUCCUCCAUUUCUACAACAGCCUUAUUUUACGUCUCCUGCUCCAAUGGAGGCAGCCGUGCUGAACCACGCGAUAAUGACGGAGGUGGACUGCAACAGCAACACCCUGAACGCCGAGCUGGAGGUGAAGAAGCUGCAGGAGCUGGUCCGGAAGCUGGAGCGGCAGAACGAGCAGCUGAGGACCCGGGCGAGUAGCUGCUCAGGCGGCCCGCAUGUGCUGCCUCCAUCCUCGGCGUGCGUGCUCGGCAGCGCCGGGGGAUACUGCCUCCCCAGCCCGCUGCCCACCCUGCUGUGCCAGUCGUCCUUGGGGUCCUUGGUGCCCCCGGAGGAGCCUUUCGACUAUUUCCACCCGCACUCCGGCGGGGGUGGAGCGGCGGCGGCGGCGACCGCUGCCGCUGCGGGGGAGGCGGAGGACGGUUCCGAGCCGUCGGUUCUGGAUGAGCUGGAACUUUUGGAUUUUGAUUCUCUGAGCUGCUCAGACGAGUCCGAUGAAACAUGGUUGUACGUGCCAUCAAAAGCCAGAGAGUACACAGAUGCCUCCCUCACACCUCUGCAGUGGUGCCGGCAGGCUCUGGACUCUCCCAAAUCAGAGGUGGAGGCCGCCAGGAGAUCGCUGUCCCUCCGACUGGAACAAGUCUCCAGGUGGCGUAGCUCCCUGUCCAGCCCCUCUCCCACCUCCUCCCCCGGCCCUCCUCUGAGUCGAGUGGCCGGAGUGUCACCCAUCAGUGCUUCCCCAUCAGCCAAAACCUGCUCCACUCCCCAGCUGCCUGAAAGACACGCUCCAUCCCUCUCCUCCCCGCUCCACCCGGUCCUCCAUCGGACGCUGAGUCCUGUAGGGAAGGAUCUCUCCCCUGUAGCUGAGAGGACUCCCACGUUCCUCCCCGCCAGCCGCAGCCGCAGCCUCCGGCGCUCCACCCUCAGCCCACAGUCAUCCAUGGACAGCGACCUUGGUUCCUCCGAGGUGGAGGACGACUCCAUCACUCUGGGAUACAAACUGCAGGACCUCACCGACGUCCAGGUUAUGGCCCGACUGCAGGAGGAGAGUCUAAGACAGGACUACGCCAGCACGUCGUCCGUCCUGGCCAACCGCCGCAGCCAGAGCUUCACGUUCCAGCUCAGCCAGCUCAGCGCCGGCCCCGACCUGGAGGAGGAAGACGAGGAGGACGACGAAGACUACGGCCUCCUGCCCCCGCCGCAGCCACGCCUCACCCGCCUGCCCCACUCCCACACUUUCUCCAGCAUCCGAGACUGGCGAAGAAGCACCAGCUCCCUGUCCACCCCACCUUCCACCCCCUCCACCCCACCUUACCCUUCCGCUGGCUUCGCCUUUCAACCGCAGCUCCAAGCCCAGCCGCAGGGGCUUGGACUGGGCAGCCUCUGCGCAGUCGAGCAGCAGGGCUUCAGACCAGGAUCAGAUAAGCUGCGGAGGAGCAUGCCUAACCUUGUAAGAACUCCCAGCAUGCCCAGUGUGCCCAUUCCAACCAAUCCUAGUGCUUCCCCUUCUUUGCUUCGUAACAGCCAGAGUUUUGAUUCGUCCAGUGGGCUGGCUCGACUGCAGUCCUCCAUCCCCUCCCCAGGCCAGCUACAAAACAGGGUCCAGAGCGUCGGGAACUUCUCCUCGUUGUCACGGCAGCCAAUAAAGGCCACCGCCUACGUCAGUCCCACCAUCAAGGGCUCAUCCUCCAUGCCGACCUCCACCAGCCUCCAGUGUCUGAACAUCAGCAGCGGGGCUAACAGCGUGGUCAGCAGUGGCAUCCCUAUGCUCAGUAAACCUCCAGGUGGAGGGGCGACACCCACUUCCACUCCAAACACGCCCCGCAGCGGCCUGCCUCGCCCCGCCUCGUUUGUUGGGACCCCAAGCUCCACCCCCCGCAGCAAGGUGGCCCAACCCGCACGAAGUUUACUGACUCCUCCAAAGAGCUUGUCCACCCUCAGUGCCCUUCGUGACAGCACCUGGAGAGACGGCUGCUACUGAUGAUUGGAUGAACUGGUGCAGUAGUGGAAACCCCGCUGGCUGGGGCGACUCACUACACCUCAGCAUAAACGUUUUCCUUGGGGACAUUUGAACGGGUUUGACCAAAAACUAAAUCUGCAUAAAUCCUGCAUAGAAUCCAAAAGGGCCACAGCUGAACUCAUCCAUUCAGUUCUAUGCAGAAUUUCUUCGGGGAAGGCGGGUUAUUUUUUUUGAGUGCGUGCAUGUCUGGUUUCAUUUUACCAGCAGCUUGACACUCUGAGUUCGGUCCGUGCCAAGGGGGAGUCUUUCCCUGUCGCUCUUGUGCAAUAAACACACUGGCUGUAGGGUACCAGUAAUACUAACCUGCUAAAGAGGGCUGCCAGUUUUUAUGAGCCUCACAAUACUGUAUGUAUUUAUAUAUUUAUUUUCAAUAAAAUUUCUAACUAAUCAGGUGUUUUCCCUCUGGCAACAAGCGCCAACGAUGCUGCUAAACGUGAAUCAGUCCCUGUUGGUUUGGGCACAUUUGGUCUAAUUUUUACAUUAAAGUAUGUAUUCGUGUACAAAGCUAACUAUUAAGUGUGCUAAUUAUAAAUAUAUAUAUUGAUGCAAUAUUAUUGAAUUUAAAUGUGACCAAAAGGAAAAAUGUCUGAAUGUGUUUACAAAAUUGUCUCACCAUGGCGUCACUAAACUGUGCAUACUAACACUUUAAAAUGGUUCAACGCCCUGUAAGGGAUCUGUUCUUGUUGCACUUUGUAUAAAUCUUUAAUAUUUUUAUGUUCUGUUUCCUAAUGUUUGCACUUCCUUUUACAUUGGAUCUUCUGGAUUUAGGGGAAAACUGUUAAAUUGGGAGAUUUCACAGUUAUACACGGCAUAAUGUAGCACUCUUUGUUUGUAAUAUUUGACUUGUGUUUUUAAAUGAUUGUCACCAUGGCACAUUUCACAGAAUCCUGAACCCUUUUGUUACUGUGAUGGACUGAAUGAGUGAAACAUUUUAAUAAAAUG